Messenger RNA from Zingiber officinale, 539 nucleotides. RefSeq names its product LOB domain-containing protein 12-like. The transcript is spliced from 2 exons. The record is from RefSeq and is a predicted model, not a curated record. Lineage: Eukaryota; Viridiplantae; Streptophyta; Magnoliopsida; Zingiberales; Zingiberaceae. Bases 27 to 539 code for a protein of 170 amino acids.
UCUUCCCCUCUUUAAUUAGGAAGGUAAUGGGUGGCAACUCACCUUGCGCCUCAUGCAAGCUGCUGAGGAGGCGCUGCACCAAGGACUGUAUCUUUGCUCCCUAUUUCCCCUCCGACGAUCCCCACAAGUUUGCGAUCGUCCACAAAGUGUUCGGUGCUAGCAACGUUAGCAAGAUGCUGCAGGAGCUUCCGGCUCAUCAAAGGGCAGACGCAGUGAGCAGCCUUGUGUAUGAGGCCACUGCGAGGAUGAGGGAUCCAGUGUAUGGGUGUGUUGGGGCCAUCUCUUACCUGCAGAAUCAGGUGUCGCAGCUGCAGAUGCAGCUUGCAGUGGCGCAAACUGAGAUCCUCUGUAUCCAAAUGCAGCAAGAGCCACCCACCUUGGCCAGCGACCAACAGAUGGUGGACGCCGAUCAUAACAAUCCUUUUGUUGUUAACGACAAUCUUGGUGCCGUGCCUCAGAUGAUGAACUUUGGCUCCUCCUCCUCAUCCUCCGGCAACAUUGCGCAGGAUCCUCUUAAGAGAGAAUUUCUUUGGGCAUAA